AUGAAUGUUCCUCUUUACCUUCUUCUGACCUUUGCUCACUUGGUUCUCGCCGCCGCCGCCGUAGCACAGUACGUCUCUUUGGAGCGCCAACUUCUGGAGGAGGGGAUCAGUUCGGGACGCAGGACUUGCAGGCUCUACUGUAGGGUUGGCAUCGGUUUCCAUCUCCAGAUUCAUCCCGAUGGCAGAGUCAACGGCAGCCAUGAACCCAACCAGCUGAGUGUCCUGGAGCUCUUUGCGGUUUCUCAGGGGGUCAUAGGCAUCAAAGGGGUCUACAGUAACAGAUUCCUGGCCAUGAAUAAAAGAGGACGGCUACACGCCACCGAAUUGUUUACAGACGACUGUAAGUUCAGGGAGCGUUUCCAGGAGAACAGCUACAACACCUACGCUUCAGUAAUCCACAGGAACCACAGGACUGGUCGCGAGUGGUUCGUGGCCCUCAACAAGAGAGGCAAAGCUAAGAUGGGUUCGAGCCCGCGGGUCAAAUCCCAGCACGUCUCCACUCACUUCCUGCCCAGAGUCAACCUGCACGACAAAGGCGAGCGUGGCUUCACCAUCACAGACAGGAGUAAAGAGAGGCGGAAAACCCCUCAACCGCUGCCGCCGCCGCCUCCCAGACCUUCCCUGGUGAAAGCUAACGUUCAUGUGGGCCCAACGCCGAGACGUUCGCAAGUCAAGUACUGGCCCAAGUACCGGUUUGGAUAG
Molecule: messenger RNA, 702 nt
Organism: Scomber scombrus (Atlantic mackerel)
Lineage: Eukaryota; Metazoa; Chordata; Actinopteri; Scombriformes; Scombridae
Gene: fgf5
Product: fibroblast growth factor 5
Exons: 3
Coding region: 1-702 (233 amino acids)
Biological process (GO): animal organ morphogenesis; fibroblast growth factor receptor signaling pathway; positive regulation of gene expression
Cellular component (GO): cytoplasm
Molecular function (GO): growth factor activity; fibroblast growth factor receptor binding
Source: RefSeq, a predicted model, not a curated record